UCAGUUCGCCAGCAGCUCGCGGCGCAGAGCCUAGACAUGGACGUCGACAAUGACCUGGAGCAGCUCAUGGCGCACCUGGGGGAGUUUGGGCCCUACCAGAUGCGCCAGUUCGCACUACACAUAAUGGCCGCAUUCACAGCCGGCAUGCAUAUGCUGUCACUGGUAACCGUCGCCGCAGUGCCGGAUCACAGGUGUGCAAUUCCCGGAGUUGACGUGAAUGGCAGUGUAGCUCCUUGGAACACAAGUGAGCUGACAUUCCAUAUACCGCGUGGAAAGGGCGGUCUCGAUUCCUGCCGUAUAAUAGACCACUCGACGAACCAAACAAUCAAGUGUGACUCUUGGGUGUUUGAUAAUACGUAUUACGAAUCGAGCAAAGCAAUAGAGUGGAAUUUUGUUUGUGACCGCCGAUGGAUGGGAGCUGUUGCACAAUCUGCGUACAUGUUCGGUGUUUUUACUGGCGCUGUUGUGCUGGGGAGCCUCGCUGACAAGUUUGGACGAAAGACUAUAUUUUACCUCUCAGCAGUAAUGCAGCUUCUUCUUGGUGUUGGAGUGGCAUUUAUACCUGAAUACUAUACAUUCCUAGUAAUAAGAUUCCUAUAUGGAGUUUUUGGAUCUGCAGGUUCCUACAUCACAGGAUUUGUAAUGACAAUGGAAAUAGUUGGCCCAUCAAAAAGAACCAUCUGUGGGGUAACAUUCCAAGCCAUGUUUGCUGUUGGUGUUAUGAUGGUUGCAUUUUGGGGAUAUUUUAUAAAAGACAGCACACUGCUUCAAGUUGUAUAUGGACUACACAGUACAAUUCUCAUUGCACACUGGUGGCUUAUUGAUGAAUCGCCCCGCUGGUUAUGGGCUCAAGGGCGAGUCACUGAAGCAGUGAAGAUCGUUGAUCAUGGUGCACAAGUCAAUAGCAACUCAGAAAAAGUGGAUAUAGCACACUUUGUUUCCAAAGGUGCACUGUCUGCACAGAAGCAAGAAACUGUUGCAUAUAGCCUAUUAGAUUUGUUCAAAACACCAAAUCUUAGAAAUAAAACACUCAAUGUUUGUCUCAACUGGUUUGCUAAUAGCCUGGCAUACUAUGGUUUGUCCCUGAACACAGGGAAUCUUGCAGGAAAUCCAUAUUUAAUUUUAUUCAUUCUUGGGUUGGUAGAAAUACCCAGUUAUAUCAUGACUAUUUUGUUGAUGGACCGUACUGGAAGACGUUCGCUUAUAAGCUCACUGAUGCUGCUGGGUGGGAUAUGCUGUAUCAUAGCAUGCUACAUUCCACAAGAGACAGCAACAGGAAGUGUUUCUGCAGUUACAGUAGUUAUGCUUGGAAAGUUUUUCAUAGCAGGAUCGUUUGCUAUCAUCUACAACUAUACAGCAGAACUUUUUCCGACAGUAGUGCGCAAUACAGCAUUGGGUGUUGGCAGUAUGUGUGCACGUCUCAGUGGUGCUUUGACACCUCUAAUCACACUUCUGGACUCCUUUGAUAAAAAGCUACCUUCUGUUAUCUUUGCCACAAUUGCCAUUGCUUCAGGCUUAUUAUCACUUUUACUCCCAGAAACACUGAAUAAACCAAUGCCUCAAACUUUAGAAGAUGGUGAGAAAUUUGGGGAAGGAGACACAGCAUGUACAAGUUGUUUUGGAAGAAGCAAAGAAAAAUAUGAAGUUCCUCUGGCUAGCAUGGAAUGAAUGCUGGUUUUAUAACAUAUUGGAAAUGUUAAGAAAACUGUCAACCACAAUACCCACAAGAAAUACACUAGAAAACAGAGGCUUAUGGGGAAACAAGAAUGGCUUAUGCAUAAUCCACAGAAUAUAUUACAUCAAAAGGUAUAAUUGUAAUCAGUUCUUAAUGUUAAUUGUCAACAAAAGUUGUAAAGCAACAUAAUCAGAUCUAAUUAAGUAUGAGUCAGUGCACUAUGUUUGCUUCGCACUGGAGGCAGUUACAUCUUACAUAAAUAUGAAUCUGCUACUAAUUGCCCCAAAAUUUAAUUUCACUCUUUGAGGUACCCAUUGCUCCAAUACUGUCUACUGCCAUAUAAUCUCAGCAGUUUUAUUUUCAUCAAGGCAAGGAUUAUCUUUUGUAUCGUGAUGCAGGAAAAAGUCAUGAUGUAUACAGUCUCACGUGCCUAGUCAGCACACUCAGAAGCACAGUGAAAGAUACCCAACUGCAGAUGUGGCGCAUGUUAAAUAAUGUGCAACUAAUGACUUAUUUCAGUAUGUCUCAAAUUCUGCAUCUGGAAAUCCUCUUUCUUUAUUAUUAUUUUUAACUUUACUCUCAGUGAUACAGUGUGGCAUACCACAUUGUUAAAAUUAACAUAUUUAUUUUGAAUCACAGCA
Molecule: messenger RNA, 2316 nt
Organism: Schistocerca cancellata (South American locust)
Lineage: Eukaryota; Metazoa; Arthropoda; Insecta; Orthoptera; Acrididae
Product: organic cation transporter protein
Exons: 11
Coding region: 37-1668 (543 amino acids)
Biological process (GO): transmembrane transport
Cellular component (GO): membrane
Molecular function (GO): transmembrane transporter activity
Source: RefSeq, a predicted model, not a curated record